GCCCCGGGCGGCGCGGGCCAAUGAGGAGCGCGCGUCUUGGAGCGGCGCGCAGGCGCGCUGGAGGGGGCGGCCGCGGAUUCAUGUGGAGGAGGGCUCCGGAGCGGGGGCUGCAGCGCUGAGAUGGCUGCCAAGGUGUUCGAGAGCAUCGGGAAGCUCGGCCUGGGCUUGGCCGUGGCGGGGGGAGUCGUCAACUCCGCUCUUUACAACGUGGACGCAGGGCACAGAGCUGUGAUCUUCGACCGCUUCCGGGGGGUGCAGGAUGUGGUGGUGGGCGAGGGCACCCAUUUCCUGAUCCCCUGGGUGCAGAAACCCAUCAUCUUCGACUGCCGCUCGCGGCCCCGCAACGUGCCCGUCAUCACCGGCAGCAAAGACCUGCAGAACGUGAACAUCACGCUGCGCAUCCUGUUCCGGCCCGUGACGGCGCAGCUGCCGCGCAUCUUCACCAGCAUCGGCGAGGACUACGACGAGCGCGUGCUGCCCUCCAUCACCACCGAGAUCCUCAAGUCCGUGGUGGCGCGCUUUGACGCGGGCGAGCUGAUCACGCAGCGGGAGCUCGUGUCCCGGCAGGUCAGCGAGGACCUCACGGAGCGCGCGGCCACCUUCGGCCUCAUCCUGGACGACGUGUCCCUGACCCACCUGACCUUUGGCAAGGAGUUCACGGAGGCGGUGGAGAUGAAGCAGGUGGCGCAGCAGGAGGCAGAGCGGGCCAGGUUCAUCGUGGAGAAGGCCGAGCAGCAGAAGAAGGCGGCGGUGAUCUCCGCGGAGGGCGACUCCAAGGCCGCGGAGCUGAUCGCCAACUCGCUGGCCACGGCGGGGGACGGGCUGAUCGAGCUGCGCAAGCUGGAGGCGGCCGAGGACAUCGCGUACCAGCUGUCGCGCUCGCGCAACAUCACCUACCUGCCCUCGGGACAGUCGGUGCUGCUGCAGCUGCCCCAGUGAGCCCCGCCCGCCCGGCAAG
Messenger RNA from Melozone crissalis (California towhee), 958 nucleotides. It is a transcript of the gene PHB1, whose product is annotated as prohibitin 1. The transcript has 7 exons. The coding region runs from base 121 to 939 and encodes 272 amino acids. Lineage: Eukaryota; Metazoa; Chordata; Aves; Passeriformes; Passerellidae. Gene Ontology annotation, biological process: mitochondrion organization. Gene Ontology annotation, cellular component: mitochondrion; membrane. The record is from RefSeq and is a predicted model, not a curated record.